AUGUCGGCCCAGAUCGAGUACAAUCAGAUGCCAAGAGAGCCUGCGCCAGCCGUGCUCUCGGAGCAGAAGUUCAACGCCGAGCAACCGCGCCCAAGCGAGCCGAUGACAAUGGACCAAACAACGCACCUCCGCGGCGGGCGAGGCGGCGAUGGCGGACCCCCCAGAGAGCCCAUCUUUGCCUCCAACCCCCCCCCCUUCAUUCUCGACUUCCCACGCCUGCGCCUGAAAGCCCACAUCGACCUCUGUCCAGUCACGUAA
Colletotrichum spaethianum is the source of this 258-nucleotide messenger RNA. RefSeq lists its product as uncharacterized. The record is from RefSeq and is a predicted model, not a curated record. The coding region runs from base 1 to 258 and encodes 85 amino acids. NCBI's taxonomy places the organism in Eukaryota, Fungi, Ascomycota, Sordariomycetes, Glomerellales, Glomerellaceae. The transcript has 3 exons.